CCCGAACGCGACUCACAGAAAACGGAAAGACGUAAACAAACAUGGCUCAGCACAUGAUCAGGAACUUUUUCUGUAUUUCAGGACGAGUUAGCAGUGUCAGUGCAAGAUGUAUAUCCACCACACCAACAGUGAAUGGAAAAUUCCAAAAAAAGUUUGAUACAUCUAUGGGAGCAUGUGGGCCAUUAGUGGAUGGGCCAGACUACACAUUUCUUGAUGGGCGACCAACUCCUCUUCGCAGUGGCCAGAGAAGGAGAGCAUUGCAGCAGAAGGAAGUCUCGGAAAAAGUUUUACAGUUGAUGAAGGAAACAAAUUUUGCAAUUGAACGGCACCAGAGACUUUUACAUGAAGAAAAUGAGAAGAAAAAUAAAAUUCUUAAUGAAAAGUUAAAGCCGAAAGGUCAUAAAUUACUGAGGAAUUAAAGCAUGUUCACUUUUGUUGUGUACUUUUUGUAGGAUAUUUUAUCUUAAGUCAGCAUUGCAAUAUAAUAAUAUGUAUAUAAAAUAAAACUUUACAUGAAA
This is a messenger RNA of Penaeus chinensis, 518 nucleotides long. RefSeq names its product 39S ribosomal protein L52, mitochondrial-like (gene mRpL52). Gene Ontology annotation, molecular function: structural constituent of ribosome. NCBI's taxonomy places the organism in Eukaryota, Metazoa, Arthropoda, Malacostraca, Decapoda, Penaeidae. Gene Ontology annotation, cellular component: mitochondrial large ribosomal subunit. Gene Ontology annotation, biological process: mitochondrial translation. The transcript has 4 exons. The record is from RefSeq and is a predicted model, not a curated record. The coding region runs from base 42 to 419 and encodes 125 amino acids.